This is a messenger RNA of Lineus longissimus, 2428 nucleotides long. RefSeq names its product catalase-like. Lineage: Eukaryota; Metazoa; Nemertea; Pilidiophora; Heteronemertea; Lineidae. Gene Ontology annotation, biological process: hydrogen peroxide catabolic process; response to hydrogen peroxide. Gene Ontology annotation, cellular component: cytoplasm; peroxisome; mitochondrion. The record is from RefSeq and is a predicted model, not a curated record. Bases 97 to 1620 code for a protein of 507 amino acids. Gene Ontology annotation, molecular function: heme binding; catalase activity. The transcript is spliced from 11 exons.
AAGGUGAAGGUCAUUCCGGUUUGAUAAAACGUAGAUAAAGAGUGUUCUGCAAGCUUUCCUUCACAUUUCUCUCGACAUUUACGCAUAAAAUACACAAUGGCAAACAGCAGAGGGAAAUGGGCAGAACAGAUGAAUGACUUCAAGAAGUCCCAGGGGAACCCAGAAGUCAUGACUAACAGCACUGGGUCCCCAAUCGGUAACAAGCUUGCCUCAAUGACUGUUGGGCCUAGAGGACCGAUGCUCAUUCAAGACUUCACCUACACUGAUGAGAUGGCUCAUUUUGGGCGUGAAAGGAUCCCAGAAAGGGUUGUUCAUGCAAAGGGUGCAGGAGCGUUUGGUUACUUUGAGUGCACCCAUGAUAUCACCAAGUACACCAAGGCCAAACCUUUUGAACAUAUCGGGAAGAGAACACCUUUGGGUGUGCGCUUCUCCACAGUUGGUGGGGAAAGUGGUUCUGCUGACACGGCCCGUGAUCCCAGAGGAUUUUCACUCAAAUUCUACACAGAGGAAGGAAACUGGGAUCUUGUUGGAAAUAAUACUCCCAUCUUCUUCAUCAGGGAUCCCAUUCUGUUCCCUAGCUUCAUCCACACUCAGAAGCGUAAUCCCAAGACCCACUGUAAGGACCCAGAUAUGUUCUGGGACUUCAUCAGCUUGCGUCCCGAAACCACUCACCAGGUGUCCUUCCUGUUCUCCGACCGUGGAACCCCUGAUGGAUACCGUCACAUGAAUGGAUAUGGAAGUCACACCUUCAAAUUUGUCAAUGCAAAGGGAGAAGCAUGCUAUUGUAAAUUUCACUUCAAGGUUGACCAAGGAAUUAAAACACUAGCAGCAGGCAAGGCUGCAGAACUGGCUGGAUCUGACCCGGACUAUGCGAUGAGGGACCUGUAUGAUGCCAUCGAGGCUGGGAAUCCACCAUCCUGGACCCUGAAAGUCCAGAUCAUGACAUUUGAAGAAGCUGAGAAGUUCAGAUGGAAUCCUUUCGAUGUGACAAAGAUUUGGCCUCAGGGCGAGUUCCCUCUGAUUCCAGUUGGCAAGAUGGUGUUGAACCGCAACCCCAAGAACUAUUUUGCUGAGGUUGAACAAAUUGCUUUCUGCCCAGCUCAUUUUAUCCCCGGGAUAGAAGCAAGUCCUGACAAGAUGUUACAGGGUCGUCUCUUUUCCUAUGUUGACACCCAUCGACACAGGCUUGGAACCAACUACCUGCAGAUUCCAGUCAAUUGUCCCUACAAUACGCGUGUGAAGAAUUAUCAAAGGGAUGGACCCCAGUGUGUCACUGAUAAUCAAGGUGGUGCCCCGAACUAUUAUCCCAAUAGCUUCACCGGUCCCCAGGAUGACGUGAAGCAUUUGGAGUGCCCACACCACCAUGCAGGAGAAGUCAAGAGAUAUAACACUGCCGAUGAUGACAACUUCUCCCAGGUCAACACUUAUUGGAACAAAGUUCUUGAUGCUGGGGCCAAGUCCCGCCUGGUUGAGAAUAUUGCUGGCCACCUGAAGGAUGCCCAGGAGUUUAUCCAGAAGAGAGCAGUGCACAACUUCACCCAGGCUGAUCCAGAAUAUGGUCGGAGGAUUCAGGCUGCUCUUGAUGCCCACAAGAAGGCCCGGUCAAAGUCCUCUCUAUAAUUCUCCUUCAACGGGUAGACGACAACCAUCAUUCAAAGGUGUUCUCAAUGCUGAUUUUCUAAAGUGCUGGAAUACAAUGGACAUGAGUUCCAUUCAAAAUCAGGACAAAUCAGAACAGUGACAAUGCUGUUCGCGUCGCUAAUCGUAUGUUGUGAUAUCCUUUUGAAAUCAUUGCGUUAAUCUACAUCUCAUCAGGAAAGUUGUUGAAAAAAGCAUAGGAAAGCUGCAGCAGAGUGACGCAGUCAAAAUUGUGUUGUAAAAAUUGUGCCAUAUGGUUGGUUGCAUCAAGCCUUCAUUGUCGUAAUAUCUUCUUGGGACUUCUGUACACUACAGAGCUGCUAAGUUGACAAGUAGUUGCGCGGUUCAUCAGUAUUUGCAAUGAUUGAUUGAACUUAUGACACUUGGAAUGUACUUAUUAUCUUGUGGCCCUACUGAUUCUCACUCUCUGUGUUACAUGCACAUUAUUCACAGUGCUAUUCUUUGGUUGGGAGUUUCUAGUCAAUCUUCCCCAAUCUCUGAUUUCAACUCGUGUGUGUAUCGAGAAUCGUUAUGGAACCUUAAAAAAACAGGCAUUCUUUUAAAUUUCCAUGUAUGUAAAUAUGAUCAAAGAAAUUCAGGCUUAGAUUAUGCUGUUCAUGUAUGCAAUAUUUGCAGUGUCUGCAUAAGCUUUAAAUUUCCUGUAAUCAAAGAGUUCAGAAACAAACUAUCCUUUCUGUUGUGAAUGUUAAAGAAGACCCAGUUGUUGAGAAAAAAAAACAAGCUGAUCUGCAAUUAAAUUAUUUACAAUAAAUUUUAAUGAUUAUAAUUA